This is a messenger RNA of Archocentrus centrarchus (flier cichlid), 8180 nucleotides long. RefSeq names its product U2AF homology motif (UHM) kinase 1 (gene uhmk1). Gene Ontology annotation, biological process: positive regulation of translational initiation; peptidyl-serine phosphorylation; regulation of protein export from nucleus. Bases 470 to 1795 code for a protein of 441 amino acids. Lineage: Eukaryota; Metazoa; Chordata; Actinopteri; Cichliformes; Cichlidae. Gene Ontology annotation, cellular component: neuronal ribonucleoprotein granule; nucleus. The transcript has 9 exons. The record is from RefSeq and is a predicted model, not a curated record. Gene Ontology annotation, molecular function: protein serine/threonine kinase activity; ribonucleoprotein complex binding; RNA binding.
ACCGACAAGCAGGGAGGGAGGCAGAAACGGAAGGAAGAUCAAUAUCAACAACCUGAGUUUAAAACUCAAGUUGAACUUCGCCGCAGUUGUAGCGGAUAAGCCUUUUGAAGUUAUUAUUGUAACUUCUUACGCCUUAAUACUAUCCGGUGCAUUAUGGGGGAGUUUCAUCCCGCGCGCUGUGGCAGCGGUUUAGCUCUGAGAUCAAACUCAGUGGCUAGUUUGGAGAUAAGUUAGCUCACUUUCUGUCAGCUGACUGGCUUGGACUCACUUUGGCCCCCUCGGGCAGCAAACUCUUGUCUAAUAUGCUCAGACAUAUUCGCUUAGUUUGAACACCACCGUUGGCUUAACCGGAGUUUGUGCUCGCUGCUGUUGACGCGUCCUGGUGCAGUCCGCUUUGCAAUGCUCCUGCAGCUGCUGCCACCAGUCAUCUAGCUGGCUCCUGUCCCCCUCUCCUCUACCCCCUCCCUUAAUGGCUCACUGCGGCGCCUCCGAGCCCAGCGCAAAGGUGCAGGCACCGCACCCGGACGGCAUCCCGCCCCCGCAGGGCGGCGUAGACCAGAGCAUGAAGCCGGUGCUGUUUGAGAUCUUCGGCGAGAUUUGGACCGUGCAGUCGCGUCUCGGCCAGGGAGUCUCGGCCUCCGUGUACCGGGUCAGUUCGGGCAGAGCCACCACUGCAGCUGUGAAGGAGUUUCAAGCCGACACUCAGGGAGGAGAUUACGGGUAUCACAAGGAGAGGUCCGUGCUGGAAGACAUCCAAGGACAUAAAAACAUCGUCACACUGUACGGUGUGUUCACCAACCACAGCUGUAUGGGCAUCACCACCCGUUGUCUUUUGCUGGAGCUCUUGGAUGUCAGCGUGUCUGAGCUGCUGGUGAGACGCAGUAGUGGUACCCAGGGUGGUAGACCCCAGCAGGGCCACUCCAUGUGGCUCGUCCAGCACUGUGCCAGAGACAUCCUCGAGGCUCUCGCCUUCCUGCACAGGGAAGGCUACGUCCAUGCAGACCUCAAACCGCGCAACAUCCUCUGGAGCGCCGACGACGAGUGCUUCAAGCUCAUCGACUUUGGCCUCAGCUUCAAACAGGGAAACCAGGAUGUGAAGUACAUCCAGACAGACGGGUACCGCGCUCCAGAGGCGGAGCUUCAGAACAGCCUGGCCCAGGCCGGGGUGGAAGUGGAGGGCGACUCGGGCUGCACGGCCGCCGUCGACCUGUGGAGCCUGGGCAUCGUCCUGCUGGAGAUGUUCUCAGGAAUCAAACUCAAAGACACCGUCCGCUCGCAGGAGUGGAAGGAUAACAGCGCUGCCAUUGUAGACCAUAUCUUUGCCAGCAACAACCUGGCAUGCCCUGCCAUCCCUGUCUAUCACCUCAGAGACCUUAUCAAAAGCAUGCUCGUCACUGAUCCAAAGCAACGAUGCACAGCUCAAACUGCCCUGCUGAGCCCGUUCUUCAGUAUUCCCUUUGCACCUCACAUUGAGGACCUGGUUCUUCUGCCCUCUCCUGUUCUGCGUCUGUUGAACCUCAUCGAUGACAGCCACCUGCACAACGAGGAUGAAUAUGAAGAUAUCCUGGAGGACAUGAAAGAGGAGUGCCAGAAGUACGGCUCCGUGGUGUCUCUGCUCAUCCCCAAGGAGAAUCCAGGGAAAGGGCAGGUCUUUGUGGAGUAUGCAAACUCCAGCGACUGCAAAGAGGCUCAGAGGCUGCUGACCGGCCGCACCUUCGAUGGCAAGUUUGUCGUGGCGACCUUCUACCCUCUGAGCGCCUAUAAAAGAGGUUACCUGUAUCAGACUGUCCAGUGAAGUCCUGAAUCCUCCAUUUACACCUUGGCGUAGUUUGCAUGUUAAAAACACAACAGCAAAGGGCGCCACGGGGAGGAAACAUACCUGCAGUCAUGAGUAGCUGCCCUGCAGUUCAGAUGUGAGUGAGUGUAGUUAAAAGUUCUGCAUGCAGUUUUCUACAGUACCUCCGUGUUUCAUGCAGACUGAGCUGUGAAGAGCACCCGCCUUCAGUCUGUGUGCUGCUUUUAUCAUCCAGUGCUUCGAAGUAAACCGAGUCUAUCAUUAAAUAUGUCAGCCAGAGGCCGGCGCUCCGAGGACCGCGGUGCCUGUUCGAGCUUCCACGUCGCUCUCACUCACUCGUAAAACCUCCCGUUAGGGUCGCAAGAUCAAAAGAUACAAUUCUGCACUGUGUUCUGAAAAGUUUUAAAGGGCAUCUCACUAAAUAUUUAUUAGAGAGGCUUUAUUUCAUCAGCUUUUUAAUGGAUGCUGUUAAAUACAUGUAGCAGGUGUUGGUAGUAGUUUAAGGGGAGUUUAAACUCCCUGUAGAUCACAGCCCUGUGAGCAGGUUACUGUGCUGAAAGCAGUUUAUUAAUAUUGCCUAUUUAUAUAUAUUUUUUAGGUUAAACAUCUUAGAGGAAAUGACAUGGUACCAGGGGAUGUCCAGCUGUCCUCUGCUUUCUACUCUGCCUGUUUUCAGGGACAUAAUUGUUUUUCUGAUGCCUCCACUAGCUGCUAGUUUCCAUUCACUAACUCACUGCCAUUAUCUGAGCAAGCCGAGGGGUCCCUGCACCCUGUCCUGUAGCCUUAUGCUUUGUAGCCUUUCAUUUAAAAGUCAGUUUGAUCUGAGAAUAUUUUAAUUAUGGGUGUAACUCACUGCGCUGCCCUUCACCAACACAUGCAGCGUCAUUUUUCAACACACAAGCAAGUAAAACAAAAAGAGCUCGUAGGUAAAUAAGUCUGUGAACACAGAUGCUUCCAACAAGGUGAAAGUGUUCUAACUUAAUCCAGUUUGUGUCCAGUUUACCUCGUAGUUGUAACAUAGUUUGAAUUAUAGUCCAGAGCCAAAGCAUCAAGCAGAUAUUAGAUGUGGAGAUGACCCUGAACAAGUAGCCACAGCUGGAGGAUGCUCGUAGCCUCUUUCAUGGUGGACCAUCUUUCUCCAAGUUGGUACAGUCUGUGUUCUUGUGUGCGUUCUUAAAUCUUGCACAUUGUGGCUCUAAAGGCUCUGCAGCACCGAUGCAAGCUGAAGGCUACUGCUAACUACAUGACGUUUCAUGUGAGACAAGCUUCCAGUGUUUUGGUGCAUGAUCCAGCAGAUUGAUGGUACACCGCCAGCCCGGCGUCGUGGCACCGUCAUCCUGCUGGAGCCCCUUUCAUUCUUCUGCCAGCUUGUUGAAAUGCUGCUGUUUGCAUGAUGAGAUUAAAAAAAAAUGUAGCCUUGAGGUGAAGAUUUCCUGGAGCUGCAAAGUUAGUAUUUUUGGGGCUUUAUUUAGCAGCAGGUUUGGUGUUUCUGCAGUGGAGUGUACUUUUUAUUGUGGAAUCAGCAGUUUUUGUUUACUUGGUUUCUCAGUUCAGUUUUGUUUUAUUGGGUUUAUCGUAAACAACAAGCCCUCGUUGAAACAUCAGUUCUACACAAGUGCCCGAUGCUCGCUAACUAACCCCAGUGCUGCUACAGCUGCAUGUGCUCAUAGCUGAAGCCAUUGCAGGUGCCUUAUGAAAUAACCCCCUCCCAGCAGCUGCAGCGUCCACAGGAACCAAAGUGGGCCGCUACAAACCGUAACAUGAGCAAAGAUUUUCUUCUUUCUUCACUGCUAAUUUUUCAGUGAUUGCUUAUUAAUCAAAAGCUACGAGCUGCAGUGACAGUGCAGGUAAAUCACUACAGGAAGUACAUAUAGCCGAGCAGCGAGAAGUUCCCCUUCGUAUUCUCCAGGUGGAAUUUGAUCACGAGCCAUAAUUAUUUAUGCUGCGACGCUGAAGAAAGCACAGGAAAUAUCAAACUUAUUUGUUCACAGUGUCAGAGGACAGAACUACUCUACCCACAAUCCUCCAUUCUCUGUGAAACAGAAAAGUCUGACGUUGUUACAGUGGAAAUGUUUAAACCCACAAAUAUCUGAGCACGAAGUUUAAGAAAUCGAGAGAGCGGACACACACAGACACACACGCGCACACACACCCAACACUAUGAGGAUGAAGAGGGUCAAAGUUGAGGAGGUUAAAGGAAUCUGGGAUUUGCGGUGCGUUAUGAGACGAGUACUUCCUUCCAUGUUAGGAAUAACUGCACAUUAUUGCCCCUUUUUUUCUUUUUCCUUUAUUUUUUGAUCCAAAUGAAAUCUUUUGGUCACGAUUGUCUCAUAGCUGGUUGACUUGGUUCAAGGCUUCAAACUAUAUGAAGCUUUUCUGAAGCGUCAGUGGAGAAAAUGAGUGAGAAAUUCCCUUUGGGAGCUUUAUUGUUUUAAUACUACAUAAACUUGUAUUAGCUCACUGAUGAGCUGCUGAUCAGAGCCAAGUGAGUAUGUUAAACUGAACAAAGUCACCAGUAAAAAGAAGAAGGUUUCCUCCUGUAACGCUACGCAGUUAAAGAUUUCCCUGAUGUUUUGUGAGAGGCAGCCAAGCAGAAGAAAGUUGGCUUAAAGGGAAAGAAUCUAAAAUGACUUGUUUCACACAGGAACUGAAGAGUUACAGCAGAGGUCAAAGGUCAAAGGGGUUACUCUGGACUGCGAAACAUGCAAAGCCAACACAAUAGAGACCAAGAGUAGAUGUAUGGGGCUGGAGAUGGGUGUAAUAGGUCUUCUUUAAAGACACUGAUGUGCUUUGUGUAUGUGAUACUGCAGUGGGAUCCUUGGAAAGGUCUACUGACGGACUUUUCUACAAACUUUAUUCAAAUGUGCCUGAAAUGUGAAUUCCAAAGUUUCCACUUGGAAACGUCAGUGCCCUGAAAUCCUGAUUUUAAAACUCGAGUCCUUCCGACCACUUUACAGUCCAGAAGGUUGUAGGUCUCAGAAAACACACAACACAUCCAGUUAAUUACACAAGAAAGUGUCUCCAGGAGAGUUUGGACAUUGUGAAGUGAACUCUGUGUGUGUGUGUGUGGGGGGGGGGGGUCAUUCUCAGCCUCUUUCAAACUCCCGUCUACAACAAGUAAUAAAACCGAAGCACAGAGACAAAGUUAAGAGAUGGUUGAACUAAACUGGCUCUUAAGCCUUUAACAUGACCUCCAUCUGAACCCACACUGCCAUCAUUGAAGCACUGAAACACGAGUAUGAUUUUUUUUUUUCUGGUGGUACUUGAGGAGUUAUCAGCUGGUUUUUAUUGUUAGUAGUUUAUAUUGAAAAGGGCAAAGCAGGUCUGUCUGUGGCUACAUCUUAAAAAUGAUGAUGUGACUGCUCUGCUUUUAUAAAUGAAUGAAAGUGAUUAUUGAUUUUUAUGUAGUGUUUGACAGCGUUUGUUACCUGUAGCUCUGAAGCCAGUGCUGCUCUUUAUUUCACUACAAGUCUAAGAAAAAGUGCUGCCUCAGAGCUGUGAGAGAGCCGUGGGUAAAAAAACCCGUUGGCAGUUUUAAAUGUGAGAGUGGAAUAUUUAUUCAGCUGCUGUGAGCUUUACCAUGUGCAGAAACAUGUUCUGAGUUUGUUUAGGGGUUUGGGUAAACCUGCGGCGUGGAGUGCUGUCGCCCCCGUCUGGUGGUGGAAGUAAUCACAUCAACACUGUUGGCACAUGCCGACCACGAUUAAUUUUAGACACCAGAUUUCAAAAACUCUUCUUGGAAGUUUCCUAAGUGUUUCCCACCAUAUUCCCGGCUGCUUCCCUCUUCAGCUGUUGGAGCUUGAUUUGGCACAGAUUUUAUGCUGGAUGUUCUUCCUGAUGCACCUGUCCCCAUUUAUCCAGGCUUGGGACCAGUACUAGGAGUACACUGGCUUGUGGCCCCCAUGGCUGGGGUAAAAUGCCUUUAACUCUGUUUAUACAACAUCUCAUUAAACUGGUAUUAAUGGCUACACCUACUUUCUUUUAUCCAUGAAGCCAGUUUCACCUAACUUGAACAGUAGAUGGAGUGGGGCUGCACCGGUCUGUCGUGGUAAAGCUGUCGAUUUAGUUGAGGUGGUUCGUGAAUCUGACUAGGACGCCUCCUGGGCACGAUGUUCCGGGCCUGUCCUACAGGGAGGAAGGCCCGGGGCAGACCCAGGACACGCUGGAGAGAUUAUAUCUCUUGGAUGGCCUGGGAACGCCUCGGUGUCCCCAUAGAUGAGCUGGAGGAGGUGGCAGCUGGGGAGAGGGAGGUCUGGGCUCCUCUGCUUAGGCUGCUGCCCCCGCGACCCAGCCCCAGAUAAUCCAUCCAUCUGUUUUCUUCCACUUAUUGAUGGAUGGGUGGGUGGAUGCACAGUUUCACCUAAAGUGAACAUUAGUCAACCAUCAGCAUCAUUUAGCAGGUGUGCACACCAAACACACCCAGCUUAGAGCGCCAUGUGAUGCAGAAUAUCAGUGUUGUGAGUUCCUAUCUUGGGGUAGUGUUAUUUUUUUUUUUUAUUUCAAAAUUGUGUUUGUUUGGUCAAAGCAGAAAAGACACUCAACGCCUCAUCGUGCUGCUGGCCUCACUGAACAAACACAUGCUGUCCUGUUAAGUUCUCUUCUUUCUGAUAGUGACCCAGUGAUAGUUGUGUGGCUACAUAUGGAAACACUGCAAAAUGUGAGCAAUACAGAACGUCCAUUAUAGCCCUGUUUGCUUCCUCUGUGGCUGUUUCCCUCUAUAUGAACCUUAAAUCUGGUGUUUUGAAACUCUCAGUUAAGAUUGUAGAAGCUUUCUGCCUGACUGCUCGUUUCAGCACUGAUUCAAACUAGUGUACGUGCAAAUACAUCAGUGCUUGAUGUAUUUGUGACAGCUUCAGAGCUCGUGAUGCUUUUCUCUUUUUUCUUCCCGUUAGCUUUCUUCUGUUAUUGACCCGUUUGCUGCAGGACUGGCAGCAGCUAGUUAGAGUGUGCAUGCAGGAGAUGUUGAUGCUUUUUUUCCCUGCACGCUUAUUUCCAGUUUUGUCCUGUUGGAGUCUUCCAUCCCCGUUCCCGAAUCUGCUGCUGUGAUACAAACGAGGCUCCUAAGUGCUUACUUUUCCAGCUUUUCAAGUCGUAGGAGAUGAGAUUUGUUUUCUGCACGUCUCGUCUGUCUUGCUUAAAUUCUGGAUUAGUCUUUUAUUGAGGCUGCAGUACAUGACUCUUGGUGUUUCACCUUUUUUCUCACAGCUGCAGAGAAUUAAGGUGCAGCUUUAAAUCAGUCUGUCGUCUACAUUUCUGCCAUUUAAGAAAAAAUUUUUCAGUCUGUUUUAUUCUCACUGCACAUUGUUUAUCUAGAUGGUUUGAGGUGUGUGUGUGUGUGUGUGUGUGUAUGUGUGUGUUACAGCUGAGCUCUUUAUACCAGUUUCUUGCAUGAGGCAAUCGAAAGGUGAGUUUGGGACUGAAGAGUGCGUGGAUAUGAGCUGUUUGUUGUCCUGUUAUCAAAAGCACAUUAUCAAAGGAGUAUCUUUAAAUUCUUUAUAGCACAGCAGGUAAAAGCUGCAGAUUAGAUACAAAGAGUCAACUUAAGGUGAACUGAAUAAGAACAACACAACAGUUUUUAGCUGCCUUUGAAUUUAACCUGCUGCACGCUGACAAAGUGUUUAGAAAAGUGUUGUUCAUGUGAAUAAUUAUGUCAUUAUUAUUACUUUUUUUUUAAAUCACACUUAAAGCUGCAGUAAUUGGUCUGAUUUUAUGAGCCAGAAAACCAAAACAGUGAUUUGAAAUGGGCUAAAAAGCUCACACUGUGUCAUUUAACAACAGAGAUCCUGAUUAGUGCCGCUUUAAAUGUGUUUUCUACACAAUCAGGUCUCAGAGCACUGACCUGUUUUUGUUUUUUAAUAUCUGACCAACUACUGUUGUAAAAUCAGGUUUGGCUAUAAAUGCCGAGCAGGCGGCACAAGCUCUGAGGGCUUAGAAAAACCAAAUCCAGACAGGACUACUAGCCAACCAAAUCCACAUGAUUUAUGAGGAGGGAGAAAUUGCACAGUAAUUAUUAUAAUUUUGAGCCUGAACAACUCAAAAAAGUCUUUAGUGUUAUGAUUUAAAAAGACAAUCUUCAAGUGUUGCCUUCUGCUGGGUGAGGCCUUCCUUUGUCUGAGAAGCAGUUUGUUGAAUGUUAAGUAAAAUUAGAUGAUGUUUCAGAGAGCAGCGGGUCUAUUUAAAGCUCCAUAAUGACUGAUCACAGUGAUCAGAAUAUGAAUAUCCUACCGAUCACUGAAAAAAUGAUUGUUCCUGAUUGUUUCAGGUCUUCUGCUUAGAAGGAGCAAAUGUAAGACGAUCACUGUAUGCAAGAUACAUGCAACACAUGUGAAACUGUGUUAGUCCAUGCUGUACAGCCUUCCAGAUCAGAGUAAACCAUCACACUGUC